CCUGAUUCCUCAGCCAGCAAAGAUUUGACUCCGAGUUGGUGAACAGGAUUUUCCAUGUCGGACUCGUGACAAAAGCUCUCCGCCAUGGACGUUCUGCCGAUUGUAAAACACUUGCGCGAUCUCUCAGCCGACCCAGCCAAUAGGGCAACGAUUGUAAAGGAUCAGAGUUGCAUUCAGAGUUUGGUGCUGUUCUUGGACAAUCAGAAUGCUGACGUUGUCAAAACGUCCUUGGAGGCUUUGAAGAAUCUAGCGCAGUAUCCAGGAAACAGAGUGUCAAUGCGAUCUGAACUGGGUAUGCUGCAAAGCUUGAGGAUCCUGGUUGACAAACCUGAAGUGUCGGAAUGCAGCACUCUAGCCGAGAACGUCUAUCAGUUACUACUGCCCGCAACAACCACGCGUGCUCCGGUCACCGCUCCGCCAAUGGGCUCCUUCUUCAAGAUGGGCUCUGUCAAGAAUGCCCGGACAAUCACACUGCAGAUCUACGGCCUGACAGAACCAGGCUGCCGCAAAGUGCUCGAAGAGGAGCUUCUCCGCGUCUCUGGAGUAGUCAGCUUCACGUUUGACCUCGCUCGUUACCGAUGCAUUGUGCGCUGCAAGGCUGAGCUCAAACCCGCAUUGCUUUGUGACGCUGUAGCGAAUACCGGCUUCUUGACGGCCAAACAAGUUGUGAAGACAGAGAGCGGCGAAGAGACCUUCAUCGAGUUCAAUGCCACCCCUGCCAAGGCUACACCUGAUAGAAAAGAAAAUGCGCUUCCUGACUACUUGCCAGAGGCGGAUGAUGCAGAGUAUCCUGAACAUUCCAAUAAGGCUGUGCAAAGAACCGGCCAGGGUUCCGAGCAGGGCAGCUGGUUCGGCAGUGUGGGUACGUUCAUUUCAAAGAACCUCUACUGGUAACGCUCCCCUUUUUCCUAUGUAUCUGGUGGUAUCUAUUUGAUGUUACUUUCAGCCAACAGCUUUGACAAUUCUAGAUGAUCAUAUCCACCCGCCGCGACCUUUCACUGUACAUAGACUAUUCCCUGAUAAUUAUUCCUGAUUCUUUUUUCAACACUUUGCCUUCGGUUGACUCUGUUCUUCCUUCCUUGUUUCAUGUCUGUCCACCUCUAACCGUCCCUCAAAAUUCCUUUCUCUUUUGUUAACCUAAUUGGUAAUCACAACAGGUCACCAUGGUCACCAUACUGGUAUGCCCGUUUGUUAGUUCAUUCUUUGAUGCUGCUGCUGCUGCUGCUGUUCCCUACAUUACACCCACUGUACAUACAAUCCCUCAUCUCCUCUUAGUAAGCUUGAGUUUUUAUCUCCUCGCAUUUUCUCUAGGUGUAAGUUUCUUCUUUUUUUGCUACAUGUACAUGUAAAUCUACACUCAGAAGAGUUCUUCCCUUGCCUCUUGUCCAAGAUCGGGGAGCAUUCUCUCGGUAUUCCCUGGGACAUGGGUGUAAAGCCGUGUGAUUGUAUGUGUUGUGUGUUUAUUAACAACAAUACGUGAUUUAAUUAAUCCACUCCUA
Sycon ciliatum is the source of this 1499-nucleotide messenger RNA. RefSeq names its product armadillo repeat-containing protein 1-like. The transcript has 10 exons. Gene Ontology annotation, molecular function: protein binding; metal ion binding. The record is from RefSeq and is a predicted model, not a curated record. The coding region runs from base 85 to 894 and encodes 269 amino acids. Lineage: Eukaryota; Metazoa; Porifera; Calcarea; Leucosolenida; Sycettidae.